GGAGAUCAACUGCUGGUGCAAAAGUGAACAGUGAUGCAUACAUACACACCAGACCAGACACAAGGCCGGGGGUCCCAUGAUGUGCUACAUCGUCACAGCGCUAUACCGGUGGCCCACACAUGUACACAUCGUUGUGCCGUGUGCCGUUCCCAUUUCUGCAUGCCAUGCAGGAGAGAUACCUUGCUUCCGAAAGCCCUUUUCCUUCUGGCCUCAAAGUUCCGAGGGAAAAGCACACAGCAAAAAAUAAUGGCACGCUACAGACCCUGCUAGCUCUCUUAUUCAAGACGAGCACGUACGCACAUAAACGCAUGUACAAUACAAUAAAGACGAGCACCGGCCAGCAUAGCAGCCAUAAUAUGAUUUUAUUUCUUCACAAUGUAGAAGAUAUAUAUAGUACAAACUAAACAUUUGGAUCGAGACAGCUAGUCUGUUCGGCAUUUUUUUUUGACACAGCAAGAAAAGAACAGAAACACAAGAUGGAUAUGCAAUCUAUCGUCGUUGAUACGCUUCAUUAUUUCUAGAACACGUUUGCUAUUUAGAUAAUGGCACUCCUAACAUAGUGCAGUCCUACACAACAAACAUAAACAAGACAUCGAACUGAAAUGCUAGAAACCUCAAAACGUAAUAAUGUUCGUAAAACUCCAACCAAAAAUGAGAGAAAAUUUGCAUAGACACUGCUUUCAUCCGUCGAUAUGUCUUCUUGAUUAUCUCCUUGUCUUCGUUCUCUGCAAAUGUCUAUAAAACCUAAGCCAAUGAGUCAUAGGAUCAAUGGAGGAGACUAGUACAUCAUGCAUGUUUUUACGUGUGCGGGUGCGUGUCCGGGUGCGAGCGAGCACAGAGCCUGAGCAAGCUAGCAAGCUACCACAAGGCGAGGCGUUGAAACCUUGAAGGUAAGGUAUAGAGGCCUCACUGUCAGGACUCAGGAGGGGGUCUUGUCAGGCUCUGGCCUCCCCUCUUCUCUCUCCUGUCACACUCAAGCUAGAAGGACCCGUCCUGGUCCUGGUCCUGGAUGAUCAGUGUAGUGCACUGUUCUUGGAGACGACAUGAGAAAAGAAAGUCUGCACUGCCCAACCGCACGGCGCCACGGCCGAUGCCUGCCUUUGCCCCGUUGCCGGCCGGGGCGCCAGACGGCCGGACCGCGCGCGCUCUCAAUUAUGCGCGCCCGCAGGCAGGCCCGGCACACCACGCCCCCUACCGAGCUAUAGCCGCUAGCUAGCUACUAGCUCUCAAAUGAUUGCAUGAUCAUGCAGCAACAUGCAUGUACGUAAACGCCGCUAAUUAACCAGUCGUCAUUAGUAGCCUAGUAGUCAGCAAAACGACUUCAGCGUUGCAGCAACGACCUCUCCAGGUCCAGCUGGAUCGACAUCUCAUCGUCGCAUGCUAGCUACUCACAGCAAAUAAAGCGGGAGCAGAUCUGGAGCUGGGAAAGAAAACGAGCCACUCGCGCGCGGGAGUUGCUGAUGAAUGACCAUGUAGAGAAAGUGAGGCUAGCUGAGAAUUUAUGUGCUCGAGUCUCAAGAUAGGUUAGCUUACCGGCCGAUGCGGUGUACUUUGUCGGACACCGCCGAGAUCCAGAUGACCUAAUGCCGCAUGGUUAAAGGGAUUGAAGCCUGGUCCGAGAUCUCCGGUCGACGACAGCUCCGGCGCCGGCAAGGCCGUCUCGACCGGAGACACCGAGCCAGACAACAAUCCCCCUAACCCAAUCCGAGCAUGAUGAGGCAGUACGUAUGCAUGAAAUUAUCUGGCUGGCUAUCCCUAGCUACCUGAUAUAUGUUUGUAAGAGAACUAUAGCUGGUUGCUAGCUACUAGAACUCUAGAAGAACCAUGAGCCGAGAUAGGUAAGACACCAUGGAUGCACCGGUUUGCGAGGAAUGAAGCCUGGUCCGACGCCUCGAUCUGUCCGGCCGACCGGUAGCAGGCAAAACGACCGGCAACAGCAGGCUAGGACGCGGAUGCUGCCUCGAGCCAGCCAACAUUCCCCACAAACCCCCAUGACGAAGGAGCUGAAGUGAUGAUGCGAAGUGGAUCUGAGGAGCAUAUAUAUAGACAGAGAAGAAACUAGCUAGGUUCGUGAGAGCAAGCUGCACUGCUUGCUUCAGGAUGGUGGUGGAAGAAAGGAGGAGCUAGGAGCUGC
Molecule: messenger RNA, 2134 nt
Organism: Zea mays
Lineage: Eukaryota; Viridiplantae; Streptophyta; Magnoliopsida; Poales; Poaceae
Source: RefSeq, marked predicted